AGUUGGUGAACUUGAGAGGUUGUUCCGCAAUAUUCACAUGGUGUAGCUGGACUGUGUGUAACAUCGACGCUGCUUUUUGUCCACUCUAAAGAAGAAAACUAUGGCAACGGCAGGGAAGGUGAUCAAAUGCAAGGCAGCGGUGGCCUGGGAGGCAGGAAAACCCCUGUCCAUAGAAGAGGUGGAGGUGGCUCCACCCAAGGCCCACGAAGUCCGCAUCAAGAUCCACUUCACUGCGGUGUGCCACACGGAUGCGUACACUCUGAGUGGGGCCGAUCCUGAGGGCCUAUUCCCCGUCGUCCUGGGCCACGAGGGGGCCGGCACCGUGGAGAGUGUGGGGGAGGGCGUCACCAACUUCAAACCAGGUGAUGCUGUAAUUCCUCUGUACGUACCUCAAUGUGGAGAGUGCAAGUUCUGUAGAAACCCAAAGACAAACCUAUGCCAGAAAAUCAGAAUCACCCAGGGUAGGGGCGUGAUGCCUGACAACACCCCCCGCUUCACCUGCAAGGGCAAGCAGUUGUAUCAUUUCAUGGGGACCAGCACUUUCUCCGAAUACACCGUGGUGGCUGACAUCUCCCUGGCCAAAGUGGAAGAGAAGGCCCCCUUGGAUAAAGUCUGCCUGCUGGGCUGUGGCAUCUCCACCGGCUACGGAGCAGCAAUCAACACAGCUGGGGUUGAGCCUGGAACCACAUGUGCAGUGUUUGGUCUGGGUGCUGUUGGCCUGGCUGUCAUUAUGGGCUGCAAAGUAGCAGGUGCAACAAGGAUCAUCGGCGUCGACCUUAACCCCUCAAAAUUCGAAAGCGCCAAAAGCUUUGGAGCCACCGAGUGUGUGAACCCCAAAGACCACAGCAAGCCCAUCCAGGAGGUGCUGGUGGAGAUGACUGACGGGGGGUUGGACUACACCUUUGAGUGCAUCGGCAACGUUGGAGUGAUGAGGGCUGCCCUGGAGGCCUGUCAUAAGGGCUGGGGCACCAGUGUCAUCCUGGGAGUUGCAGGGGCCGGACAGGAGAUCGCCACCAGGCCAUUCCAGCUGGUCACCGGGCGCACAUGGAAAGGGUCCGCAUUUGGAGGCUGGAAGAGUGUGGACAGUGUCCCGAGGCUUGUGAAUGACUACAUGACCAAGAAACUGAAAGUUGACGAGUUUAUCACACACACACUGCCCUUCGACCAGAUUAAUGAGGCCUUUGAUCUCAUGCACCGUGGAGAGAGUCUGCGUGCUGUGCUGAAUUUCUGAAGAAUGCAACAGUGACACUGCCUGCCAUCAACCUCACAAUUCUUUGGCCAGUAUCUAGUAGGCUAUCUUGACAGUUAAAAUGUUAUUAUAGCCUUGCUGAUUGUAUCAUGUCUGCUGGUUUUUCAAUAACUAUUAAACAACAGUGCAUUUUGA
Messenger RNA from Engraulis encrasicolus (European anchovy), 1384 nucleotides. Its product is annotated as alcohol dehydrogenase class-3-like. The transcript has 9 exons. NCBI's taxonomy places the organism in Eukaryota, Metazoa, Chordata, Actinopteri, Clupeiformes, Engraulidae. The coding region runs from base 101 to 1231 and encodes 376 amino acids. Gene Ontology annotation, cellular component: cytosol. Gene Ontology annotation, biological process: formaldehyde catabolic process. Gene Ontology annotation, molecular function: S-(hydroxymethyl)glutathione dehydrogenase [NAD(P)+] activity; zinc ion binding. The record is from RefSeq and is a predicted model, not a curated record.